This is a messenger RNA of Canariomyces notabilis, 1170 nucleotides long. Its product is annotated as zf-DNL-domain-containing protein. The record is from RefSeq and is a predicted model, not a curated record. Gene Ontology annotation, cellular component: mitochondrion. Gene Ontology annotation, molecular function: protein-folding chaperone binding; zinc ion binding. The transcript has a single exon. Gene Ontology annotation, biological process: protein folding; protein import into mitochondrial matrix; protein stabilization. NCBI's taxonomy places the organism in Eukaryota, Fungi, Ascomycota, Sordariomycetes, Sordariales, Chaetomiaceae. The coding region runs from base 193 to 1002 and encodes 269 amino acids.
UCGCUUGGCACGGCCCGAAGCUUCGAUUGAACACCAUGCCACUUUUAUCGAUAAGGAUUUUUUCUGGGUUUCCAAACCGUCACUUAUCGCAGCCGAAGGCAGUUAAAGAUUUGCCUCGUCUUACAACAUCAGGCCUGGGGUUGCCGGUAUUUGACGAUCUCCUACCACAUAUCAGCACUUUCAACCCAUGCCAUGGCCUCCAAGCGCGCCUUCCUGGCCUCAGCGCCUUGCUUAGCUCGCCUCUCCACAGCGAUACCGUCCCGGACAGCAGCAGCAGGAGCGAUAGCGGUAGCAGGCCGCAUCCGCAAUAAGCCGAGGCACUUCCUCCCGCAAACACCCUCCGUUCCUCGCACCGCAGUCCGCCUGGCACACUCAAUACCACGGCCUCGCAACCCGUCGCCAUUCCGAGACCAACAGCAACAACAACCCGCCGUCACAUCCACAUCCAUCCCGUCAUCAUCCUCCUCCUCAUCACCACCACUCUCCCAACCCACCACAACCCCCGCGCAACAACCGCAACAACAACAACCCAACGUCCUCCAACAACCACACUACGAACUAACCUUCACCUGCCGCCCCUGCGGCCACCGCUCGCGCCACCGCGUGUCCAAGCAAGGCUACCACCAGGGGUCGGUGCUGAUUGCGUGCCCGUCCUGCCGCAACCGGCACGUCAUUAGCGACCACCUGGGCAUUUUUGGGGGCGACAUCAAGACGGUUGAGGAUUUGCUCCGCGCGCGGGGGGAGCUGGUCAAGCGGGGCAUGCUGCUCAAAGAAAUUGGUAACGGUGAGGGGGAUGGGGAUGGGGAUUUUGAGGUCUGGGAUGAUGGGAGUGUUACCGCGAGGCAAGCCUGGGAUGAGGGUACGGCGGGGCAUAAUGACAAUGGUGGUAAGGAGGAGAGGGAGGAUAAAGCGCCGCCUGGAGCGAGCUUUGCGAGGGUGAACCAGGGUGAGAUGGGUGGGAACAGUGGGGAGGGGGGUACGGGGAAGGGCUCGAAAGAGUAGAUAUUGUGUGUCGAUAGGAAGGUCAUGUGUUGCGGGAUGUAGUAAGGUUAGAUGUACGACUGUGGGAGGCGUUAAUGCGCGUGGCAUACCCCGAGAGACCAAGUCCGGUUACUCGUGUAAUACUACUAUAGACUCAGAGAGAUUUCCCCCUUUCAAAGCAUACGGAAC